AUCAGAACUGACCCGAUACAAUAAUGAGAAGAUCCGGAUUGUGAUGGUGGGGAAGAUUGGAGCUGGGAAGAGCGCCACAGGAAACACCAUCCUGGUAAAGGAAGACUGUAAAUCAAUGUUCUCCUUUCUAUCUGUGACCGCAGGCUGUGCUAAGGCCUAUGGUGAGCUGGAUGGACAGAAGGUUUCUGUCAUCGACACUCCAGAACCAACCAUGUACAACAAUGAAGAGAUCCGGAUUGUGAUGGUGGGGAAGACUGGAGCUGGGAAGAGUGCAGCAGGAAACACCAUCCUGGGACACAACUGCUUUGAAUCUGUUUUCUCCUCUAAAUCUGUGACCGCAGGCUGUGCUAAGGCGUAUGGUGAGCUGGAUAGACAGAUGGUUUCUGUCAUCGACACUCCAGAACCAACCAUGUACAACAAUGAAGAGAUCCGGAUCGUGAUGGUGGGGAAGACCGGAGCUGGGAAGAGUGCAGCAGGAAACACCAUCCUGGGACACAACUGCUUUGAAUCUGUUUUCUCCUUUGAAUCUGUGACCGAGCAGUGUGCUAAGUCGUAUGGUGAGCUGGAUAGACAGAAGGUUUCUGUCAUCGACACUCCAGGUCUGUUUGACACCAAUACUGAUGAAGAGACAACAUGUAGAAAUAUCUCCCAGUGUAUGGCUUAUGCUUCUCCUGGACCCCAUAUCUUUCUGAUUAUCAUCAAACUGUGCCGAUUCACAGAAGAAGAAAAGAAGACAGUGAAGAAGAUUCAGAAAAUCUUUGGAGAGGAAGCAAACAAAUACAGCAUGGUUCUCUUUACCCAUGGUGACCUGCUCAAAGGGAAACCUAUCGAGGAGUUCUUGAAGAAAUGCGAAGGCCUGCAGAAGCUUGUGACUAAAUGUAACGGCCAGUACCACGUCUUUGAUAACAACCUCUCUGAUAGAUCUCAGACGAGAGAGCUCCUCAACAAGAUCAGAAAAAUAACAGAAAAGAACACAGGAAACCAUUACACCACUGAGAUGUUUCAGAAGGCAGAGAGGGCGAUUGAAGAGGAGAAACAAAGAAUCCUCAAAGAGAAAGAAGAGCAAAUGAGGAAAGAGAGGGAGGAACUAACGAGGAAAAUAGUGGAAAAAUUUGAGCAAAGGAUAAUGGAAGCGAAGGAAGACGCAAAGAAGGAGAAACAGCGAAUCCAGAAAGAGAAUGAAAAGCAAAAGUACAAAUUUAAGAAGGAACUGGAGAGGAAAAUAAAAGAAAAACAUGAGAAAGUAUUAAAGGAAGCGGAGGAAGCGAAGAAAAAAGAACUAAAAGAGAAAAUGAAAGCACUGGAGGAAGAACAGGAAGAGAAGGCUAGAAGAGAGGCAGAGAAGAGCCCUACAGUGCUCGCAAAGAUUGGUCGUGGACUUGCGGUGUUGGGGGCUGUUGGGGCUGGGGUGUUGGUGGGGGCUGCGGUGGCGGUGGGGGCUGGGUUGGCUAUUGUGCCUGGGGCAGCUGUGGCAGCUGUGGGGGCUGUUGGGGUUUUAGGGGCUGUGGCGUUAUUUAAAAAAUAACUACAGCUCAUUGUAUCCGACCAUUAUAAUGUCAGUGUUUAAAACUGAUCUGUUGUUUCUCAAGUUCCUCUCACCUUUUGUUUUAGACAUAUUUUGAAAAUAAAACUAAAAGACUAAAGGGACUUUCAGACAGGACACGGUGGGGGCUACGCGCUGCUGUCAAGACCAUUCAUUGUCUAUGUGUAGCUCUGCACAAGAGCGUAUCUGCACAAGGUCUUGUUUGCCAGUUGGACCAAUAGUAUCUGUCUGCAGUCUGCAAGACCCAAUUUCAAAUAUCUUUAUUUAUCCAUUAGGAACUUCAGUUGUGUAAAAAAAGCAUCAGUGCGCAUACAGCUCAGCACAAAAAAACAAACAAACAAAAGAACACGCACACAUACAAGUGGCUGUAUUAAAAGCAUGACAAUUGUUAUGAAAGGUUAAAAGAGUGGUGUUAAAAAUAAAUGAACAAAUGGAUCAGCCAUUCAUGAGCCUGAUGGAUGUGGGCACGAAGCUUGAAAUGGCUCUCUUAUUUCUGAAAGUUUGAGAUCUGUGUCAUCGGUAUCUUCUGCCCACUACAAUCUUCUAAAUGGUGUUUGACCCUGCUGAGGCCGUGUGGCUCGGUUUACUUUGGUUCACCAUCUAUUUUUAUCCAUUCAAACAAAUAAACGAAGAACAUUUUUAUUUAUGAAACACAUGACUCACAUAAGUGCCUCCAACCAAAGCCGUAGUAUCCUCCAAGGUAUAGAGAAGAAGCCCUGCGAAUCUGCCUGGUUCACGGUCUUCAAGCUAAAACCACAUAUGAACUUGGUAUCACCUGCGGAUGUAUCACGCGUCUGCUAAUCUGCAUUGUUGAGGUUUUACAGAAUCUUGGAGAAAAGAGACAGUUUGGCUAUAAAAGUGCUGUGGAAAAGCUUUAGUUCUUCUAAAGGGCUCCACGUCACUCUGACUUUUAAGUGUCUACUCUCUCGAGUUUAAGCUUUUAAAUUUGUAUUUUACUUUUUACAUUUUUAUAUUUUUACUUUUACUGUUUUGUAUUUGCAUUUGGAAUAUCUUUUGAAGUUUUUUCAAUAAAUUUUCUGAAGAUUUUUGAAA
Messenger RNA from Labrus mixtus (cuckoo wrasse), 2596 nucleotides. RefSeq names its product GTPase IMAP family member 7-like. The coding region runs from base 44 to 1525 and encodes 493 amino acids. Gene Ontology annotation, molecular function: GTP binding. NCBI's taxonomy places the organism in Eukaryota, Metazoa, Chordata, Actinopteri, Labriformes, Labridae. The transcript has 3 exons. The record is from RefSeq and is a predicted model, not a curated record.